AUGCGGACACACUACAAAGUGUGGCUGGACUACAGCAACAAGAAAUCAUCAGUCACCCUCAGUGUGGAUGCAACACAAAGGAUACCUGCCCUGCUUACAUCUCAAGUUGGAUGUCCUCCUGAAAUCCCAACAGCUCUCCCUCAACUCCUCUCUGAAACCGUCUCCGCACCCCGAAACCCUCCAGAACCCACUGAAAAUCCUUGGCAGCUCCAACGGCUGCUCACUGACCACCGACUCGCACAAUCAGCCCUUCAGUAUAGUUACGGAGACCGUCGUGAGGAGCCAAGAGCAACUGCACCGAGAGAUUUGUCAGCACAGCAAGCAGCAGAGGUCAGUCGCGCUGGGAAGUGCCCUGCCACAGACGAGUGUGAUGGCGACCCACUGAAGAAGAAGAACAAAGCGCGGACAUGCACCUACUGCAAGAGUAUUGAGUGCAAGGGUAAAUGGGGCAUGAAGUACUGUCUUGUGAAGGAACAAGUUGAUCAGAGAUGUGCUGCAACAUCAUUGCCAGAGGCUGUACCUAGUGGUUCAAAUGUCACGCUAGAUGCAGCGUAUUUUAUUUAA
Molecule: messenger RNA, 564 nt
Organism: Suillus clintonianus
Lineage: Eukaryota; Fungi; Basidiomycota; Agaricomycetes; Boletales; Suillaceae
Exons: 2
Coding region: 1-564 (187 amino acids)
Source: RefSeq, a predicted model, not a curated record